This is a messenger RNA of Aplosporella prunicola CBS 121167, 1126 nucleotides long. RefSeq lists its product as uncharacterized. Gene Ontology annotation, molecular function: ATP hydrolysis activity; ATP binding. The transcript has 2 exons. The record is from RefSeq and is a predicted model, not a curated record. Bases 34 to 966 code for a protein of 310 amino acids. Lineage: Eukaryota; Fungi; Ascomycota; Dothideomycetes; Botryosphaeriales; Aplosporellaceae.
GGCCGGCAAAAAGAUGAUCUGGGCCCAGGGGCCAUGGCUUCUGAGCAACCACCUUUGAAACUCGAAUAUUUGUUUCCAGCAAAUAUCUUCGGUUUCGACAUGAUGGAGAAAAAAUGGGUCAACUUGCGGGUGGACUGUAUUUCACCCAUAACCUGGAACAAAACAUCCUUCGAGACGCUUGAGCUGAAGUUCGAGAAAAAGAUGCUCAUAAAGGCUCUCGUGAGCAACAAGAUUGCAUCCGACAGAGCUACAGAUGUAGUUGCUGGAAAAGGCACCGGACUUAUCCUCCUUCUCCAUGGCGGGCCUGGAACCGGGAAGACGCUCACAGCCGAAAGCGUUGCUGAAAUUGCAGAGAAGCCACUAUACCGCGUAACUUGCGGAGACAUUGGAAUCGACCCACGUCAGGUUGAAAAAUACCUCGAAACGGUAUUCUACCUCGGAAAGAUCUGGGAUUGCGUCGUACUACUUGACGAAGCAGACGUAUUCCUAGAGCAACGUUCUCUCGACGACCUUCCUCGGAACGCACUCGUAUCCGUGUUUUUAAGGACGUUGGAAUACUACAGUGGUAUUCUCAUCCUCACAAGUAAUCGAGUCGGAACAUUUGACGAAGCCUUCAAGUCACGCAUCCAGCUCGCCCUGCACUACAAAAGUCUCGACAAGAAACAGCGCAAGCAGAUCUGGACCAACUUCAUCAAGCGACUUCAAGAUAUGGACGAAAGCAUGGAUUUUGAUGGCAUAAUGGCGAAGAUCGAGCAACUGGCGACCUACGAGAUGAACGGACGUCAGAUCCGCAACGCCAUUACGACAGCGCGUCAGCUUGCUCUUUACAAUGAGGAACCGCUGAAUAUGGAUCACUUGAAUCAUUCUAUCGCUGUGUCGGGAGAGUUCGACGAGUAUAUCCUGAAGCUCAACGACGAUGUCAAAGACGACGAGUUGGCGCGUGAGCGUGGGGAUCGGCUGCCUUGAAGAGCUGUACAAUUCAGUGGUUCAUUGUUGUCAUUCACUGAUUCUUUCAUGAAUUUCACGAUAUGACGGAGUCUUCGGAGUCUAUUGGUUUGUCACGGGCCUUCGCAAUUACAAUAAUUUUACAAUUAUUUAUGUACUUUCAGUACGCAAAGAAUCUACC